Molecule: messenger RNA, 3239 nt
Organism: Nicotiana tabacum (common tobacco)
Lineage: Eukaryota; Viridiplantae; Streptophyta; Magnoliopsida; Solanales; Solanaceae
Product: FT-interacting protein 3-like
Source: RefSeq, a predicted model, not a curated record
AUUAUUAUUUUUUUCAGUUUGGAGUAUUAUUUUAGAUUUUUUAAUCAAAAUUAAGUUCAAUAUCAUCCCUAUUCCUCGAAAAAACUGAAAUUUUGAUAGUUGAAGUGGAUAUAACGAGCCCAAUUUUUGUGUCUGAACUUGGUUUUCUUCAUUAUUGAUGUUGUGCAGGAUUGAAGCAUUCCGAUCAACAGUGGUGAAUGGUUCUGCUAUUUUCUAAGUAUCAUUUAUGAGGUUAUUUUCCCUCUAUUUAGCCCUUGAAUUUUUCCAGUGACAAAUAUUAGAUUUUGCUGUUUUUCAUGUUAUUGGCUGCCUUGUCUAAGUCCAUGUUUGGAUUUGUGAACAUUAACAUAGCACUGAGUUGUCUCUCUUCAUUAUUUACUUCCAGUCUCUGCUGAGACCUCUUCUGCUUUACUUAUUGAUCAUUGUAGUAUUAAAGACCAGAAAAAAAAAUCCUUUUUCACUCAAGGAGAGGAACUCCAACUUUGGUGGAGUGAAUAUUAGGUUGAGCAAAUGGAAUAUCUUUAUGUCCGGGUGGUGAAGGCUAGGGAUUUACCUACGAAUGAGCUUACGGGUAGUCUCGAUCCUUAUGUUGAGGUUAGGCUAGGGGACAAUACGUAUAAAACCCGCCAUUUUGAGAAGACGUCAAAUCCUGAAUGGAACCAGACGUUUGCUUUCUCCCAAGAUAGGAUUCAGGCUUCUGUACUUGAGGUGACCGUGAAGGAUAAGUAUAUUUCUAACGAUGAUUUUGUUGGUCGCCUCAUGUUUGAUUUAUGUUGUGAGAUCCCAAAAAUGGUUCCCCCAGAGAACUUGGUUCCUCAGUGGUAUAGAUUGAAGGAUAGGAGUGGGUCGUCUAAAGUCAAUGGGGAGUUGCUGUUGGCUCUUUGGAUGGGUGCUCCAGCAGAUGAAACAUUUCCUGAAGCUUGGCAUUCAGAUGCUUUUGCUGUUAGUAGUGCUGAUGUCCUUGCAAAUGUAAGAUCUAAGGUGUACCUCUUGCCAAAGCUCUGGUACCUGAGAGUUAAUGUGAUUGAGGUCCAGGACUUGACUCCAAGUGAUAUGUAUAGGAUCCCGCUACCGCAAGUUUUCGUAAAAGCCAUCCUCGGAAUUCAGACAUGUUGUACAAAGGUUUCCACGGGGAUGACUAUCAAUCCCUUCUGGAACGAGGAUCUAAUGUUUGUAGCAGCAGAACCAUUUGAUCAGCUGUUGAUUCUUACUGUGGAAGAUAAAGUUUCACCUAACAAGGAUGAGGUUCUUGGGAGGUUUGCGAUUCCUUUGUCAUAUGUGGAUAUGAGGUUGGAUGAGAAACCUGUGACCUGUAAGUGGUAUGAACUUGAGAAGCAGGUUAAAGUUGAUGGUGAAAAGAAGAAGAAAGUCGGGUUUGCUAGCAAGAUCCUGAUGAGGAUAUGUCUGGAGGGAGGUUACCAUGUUCUGGACGAGUCUACCUGUUACAGUAGUGAUCUUAGACCAACCGCAAAGCAAUUGUGUAAGUCCAGUAUUGGGGUGCUUGAAUUGGGUAUUUUGAAUGCUCAGGGCCUCAAGCCAAUGAAGAGACAAGACGGGCAGGAAACUACAGAUGCCUAUUGUGUCGCCAAAUAUGGGCAGAAGUGGGUCGGAACUAGGACUAUUACUGAUAGCCUUUCUCCCACGUGGAAUGAGCAUUACACUUGGGAGGUAUUUGACCCUUGCACUGUUAUAACUAUAGGUGUAUUUGAUAAUUGCCGACCGCAAGGAGGAGAUAAAUCUGAAGGUGCAAAGGACUCGAGGAUUGGAAAGGUUAGGAUCCGUCUUUCCACUCUUGAAACAGGCCGAGUCUACACACAUUCUUAUCCACUAAUGCUCUUUGAUACUACUGGGCUGAGGAAGACGGGUGAAAUUUGCUUGACUAUGCGUUUUAUUUGCUCAUCAUCGUUGAAUAUGACAUAUAUGUACUCUCAGCCACUGUUACCCAAGAUGCACUAUCUUCGUCGUUUAGCACAAAAACGGGUUGACGACUUGAGGCACCAUGCCCAGCAAAUAGUUAUAAUGAGACUGAGUCGUGCUGAUCCAUCUUUGGGAAAAGAGGUAGUGGAAUAUAUGUUUGAUGAAGAGUAUUCCCUUUGGAGUAUAAGGAAAAGCAGGGUUAACAUUUUCAGGCUUAUGGGUAUUUUAGAGGCUGUAGCAAAAAGAUUUGAUCAAAUAUGUAAUUGGAGAAACCCCAUAACAACUUUUCUGAUCCAUAUCAUGUUCAUCAUACUGGUUCUAAAUCCAAAUCUUAUUCUACCUGCUUUUUUCCUCUCUCUCUCCGUAAUCAGUCUUUGGAACUACAAAUGGAGACCAGUGCAUCCUUCACUCACAGAUACUAGUCUUUCCUGUGCUGAUACUGCUCUUAAAGAUGAAUUAUCUGAGGAAUUUGAUAGUUUUCCAACUUCAUUUUCAUCGGGUAUUGUUAGUAUGAGAUAUGACCGCUUGAGAAUGAUUGCAGGGAGAAUUCAGACUGUGGUUGGUGACUGGGCUACUCAAGGGGAGAGGCUGCUAUCAUUGCGGAGCUGGCGUGACCCUAGGGCGACAGCCGUGCUUGUGAUUUUCUGCUUGGUUGCUGCCAUUGUAGUCUAUAUCACGCCUUUCCAAGUUCUGUUGGAAGGAGAGAAGGUUCCAAAGAAAUUACAUCUGUCGAUGAUAUUUCGUGAACUUAGAUGGAAAUGAGCAUUUGAGACACGGAUCUCUUCCAUGUAUCUUUUACAGCCUAUUAAAUUUCAAGGUUUUGCAGAGAUCAGAAUGGAUAGAUCUUUAAUCAGAUGUUUAUUGGUGUAGAGUGCACCUGGUCAGUUUAUCUGUUGAUAAUAACUUGUUAUCAAUAUUACUAUGCAUAUAAUUUUCCAUGGAAGAAGAAGCACUGCCGGGAAUCUGGAUAUACCUGUGUAGAAAGUGGUGGUAUUCAAGUUUGUGGCCGAAGAUGGAUACUAAAGUAUUAAUCAAGAAAGAAGGGAUGUGAAAGAAAAAAUCCAAAGAUAUGUAGGUAUGAAUCUGCUGCUUUGGAAGCCUGAGAAUGUUGUAUGGGGCCUUCAUAUUUCCUCUUUUUUUCCCUGUCUAAGUGUUACAUUAUGAAAGUACUUGAUUGACCUGUUUGUCAUAAUGGGUCUUGGAAUGUUGUAUAGAAUUAUGUAGUCUCUGAUCCCUCAUUGUAUCACGUUCAGUUAUCCACUUGCGGGUUCUUAAAUUUGUGUAAAAAAGACUAGUCAUACUUGAAAGUUCAGUACUUAUAG